Molecule: messenger RNA, 384 nt
Organism: Candida dubliniensis CD36
Lineage: Eukaryota; Fungi; Ascomycota; Pichiomycetes; Serinales; Debaryomycetaceae
Exons: 1
Coding region: 1-384 (127 amino acids)
Cellular component (GO): cytosol
Source: RefSeq, a predicted model, not a curated record
AUGUCAGUCGAAGUUGAUGGAUUUAAUGCUUCUGCUUUAUUCAAAGAAUUAAAUGAAGGUUUACAAGAUAAAAGCAAGGCUCAAGAAGCUAUCAAAGGUGUCAAUGCCGUUAUUAUCAUUACUUUAAAGAAUAAAGAAGGUAAAGAUCAAAGUUGGGUUUUAGAUUUGAAAAAAGAAGGUACUUUAACUAAAGUUGAUGGAUCAAUUCCAAAAGGUGAUGUUCAAUUACUUUUAAAAGAUGCUGAUUUUGUUAAAUUGGCUAAUGGUAAAGCUAAUGGUCAAAAAUUAUUUAUGAAUGGUAAAUUGAAAGUUAAAGGUAACAUGAUGAAAGCUACUGCCAUUGAAUCUGUCUUUAAAAAAUUAGACCCAAGACCAAAAUUGUAA